This is a messenger RNA of Mytilinidion resinicola, 1600 nucleotides long. RefSeq lists its product as uncharacterized. The record is from RefSeq and is a predicted model, not a curated record. The transcript has 2 exons. NCBI's taxonomy places the organism in Eukaryota, Fungi, Ascomycota, Dothideomycetes, Mytilinidiales, Mytilinidiaceae. Bases 16 to 1236 code for a protein of 406 amino acids.
CGUUUAUAUUCCACCAUGAGUGACAGACUCAAAGGCCUCACGAAGGGUGGAUGGCACCCGAAAGGCAAGGAUGGCGGAAAGGAGACAUGGCGCGGCGAUUUCAAGGGCGUCAACACAGUCGCCGGAUGGAUGGGAAAGGGCAAGAGUCCUGCUGAAGAAGCCCAAGACCACCGAUCCGCUCCUCUCAGCACGCUGAAAGACCCGGCCGCAUUCGGGCCCCCUCCUAAACACAUACACUUCCAUGGCGCAGCGGCCGCCCCGAAUAGUCUGACUCCGGAUCGUGAUGGGUGGGGAGCUCCGUUAUCUGAAGAAGAGCUUCACGCGAAUCAAAGACUGGAAGAGCAGAAGGGAGCGAAAAGGAGGGAGGAAGAGGAAGCAAAUAAACCGCCUCCAGGCCCCUAUAAAGUAAACACUACGGGCCUUCGGGUAGAUAAUCUUCCUCCACCACCUAAAUUUCAGCCAUCAUCAGCUGCUCAGCCGACUUCUCAGCCGGCUGCGAAGCCCAAACUGCCUCCAAGGCUACCCCCGAGACAGAACUCUCGCCCGGAUGCUCAUUCUGCAGCGCCUCCGCCGACGUACAAUGACAGUGUUACCCAUCCACCGGCACAAACAUACAUAAAUCAGGGGCCGAUAGACAGAUUAGGACAAGCCGGUGUAUCCGUCCCAGGGUUCGGCAUCGGUCGCACCGCUUCUCCGCCUGUUCCGCCACGACAAACAGCUUCUCCUCCCAAGCCUCCUACUUCCCCUCCAGCUAUCACCAACAGGGGGCCGCAGCUUGACGAGCUUCAAUCAAGGUUUUCAAGGAUGUCAACGCCGUCAUCGCAAUCGUCGGCCGAACCAACUACAGGUACCUCGUUUGCCCAGAAACAAGCAGCCUUGAAGACUGCGAGCUCGUUCCGAGAAGACCCAUCCAAGGUCUCUUUCUCAGAUAUGAAAAGUGCUGCAGGAACAGCGAACAACUUCCGCGAAAGGCAUGGCGAGCAAGUCACUUCAGGAUGGCGGACGGCGAGUGCUCUUAACCAGAAAUAUGGCGUGGCAGACAGAGCGAAUAGCUUCGCUUCGGGGAGCAACACUUCUGCCGCCACUCCGACCUCUCCAGUUGCUCCGUCCCCAGUACACGGAGGGCUCGGUAAGAAACCUCCGCCACCGGUGCCUCGGAAAAAGGAGACAUUAGCAAGUUCUCCGGGUCCCCCACCCAUUCCGUUGACCAGCAAACCAAAACCUGGGGCGUCGUGACCAGCGGAAGAAUACGGCAGUAUCGAAAUCCAGACAGCCUUCCUAUAUGAAUCGAGGACUAGGCACACAGGACGACAAGCUCCACGAUGACAGAGUUGGCUGGAGAGCUGAAACCCAGCGUGAGCCGGUUUUAACGGACACUAUCGGUUUAAGGGAAGAGACAGCCGGAGCACCCGAAACAUUUCCACUAUCGACUUAUGUUCCGACUAAAGGGAGGGUCAAGACAAUGCUCAAGCAAUGUUUACCAACAAGGUGAUUCUUCGCGCGCUACGAGCGUUGCUUCGUCAGGAGCUCCUUGUAAGCAGUUACAUCUGUUUAGUAGCUUUUGCCGGAUAGCCUGGACUUGACGAUGGCAAGCUUCUCC